AUGUCCACACAGAUCGAGGCUAGAUCUCUGGCCUCGCUCAAUUACCUGGCUGCUAACCCUCCGCAAUACCCUCACAACCCAGCCGAGCAGCGUCAAGAGCCGUUGACUCUUUACAUUUCCCGUGUUCCAGGGACACGAGACGUCAUUCUGACAACCUCAAAACCUCACAUCAAAAAUGUCACCAGCGAAGAUGUCGCAAACUCCUUCUACUACAUCCACCUGGAACUCCCCAGCGACGGCAACCGCCCUUACGAACUGAACACGCCGCAGCCUCACCACCUCCGCAACCCAGACACACCGAGGUCGAGCCAGGACAGCUCCCGCAGCGCGAACCAGAUCCGCCGGAAACCCCUCCCAGCCAGCGCAAAGGUCCCCUCACCACCAGCAGAGCCCGUGCGGUCAUACCCGCUCCCCGGAUCUCACCCGGCGUCCGGUGGUUACGGCAGCAACUACGACCAGCAGCAAGUGCACCACGGCGACGCCCCCGAUGACUGCCUGCCUGAAACCCGGCCAGAGCUGCCCCCGCGGCCCCUCUCCUACUCGCCUCCGGCCCCGGUUCGCAAACCCGUAGGCCCCCGGGCCAUCCCGACCUCAGGCUCGGCUCCGGCUCCGGACCGAGACCUGCCGCACCCCUCGGACUUUCACCGUCCCUCCCCAUCCGGAUCCCCCUCCCGCAUGCCGCCCCAGGAGAGAUCCCACCGCUCGUCAUCCCGCCCACCAACAUCCACAUCCCAUCACACCCGCCAACUCUCCCGGUCCCCCUCACCCAACCGCUUCCACAACACCGCCGCCGUGCCCUACACCCUCUCCAUCAUCCGCCGCGACCCCAGCACAGGCAACCAGUGGAACAUCGGCCGCGUCUCCUCACACCAACUCGAAGACUCGGGCGAGGAGUACGAGUACUUCUCCUUCGACUCGGCCGGGCUCUCGGCCCACGAACGCCGCCGCGCAAACGCCCCUCAACCACCCAUCAACAUCCGCCUCGAAUCAUCCGGGUACGCCAAGUUCCGCCACAUGCCCCUCCGCCAGAGCAUCGACAUGCCCCGGACGUCCACGUCCACCCCUCCCUUUGCCAACUCGGAAGACGCCCUGAACUGGCACCAGCAGCAACAGCAACAGCAGCACCCCGCAGAGGGCGGGUUCACGCGGCAGGUGGUGAUGGCGUACACCAAGUCGUGGACGACCAACAUACGCGAAAAGUUCAACAACUCGAGGUCGAGGUCGGAAAGCAUCGACGAAGCCUACGGCACGUCGCCCGGCGCCGGCGCCGGCAUCGGGGCACCGCCGACGCGGUCCAACAGGCACUCGCGACAGCUCAGCACGCACUCGACGGGGUCCAUGUCGUCCAACGCGAGCGACUCGGGCCCCAUCAUCACGCAGCCGGGCCACGGACUGCGGCCGCGCGGGUACGUGUUCGUAUCGCCGUGGGACGGGCGGUGCGAGUUCCGCACGGGCAACGCGGGACGCAGCGUCAAGUGCAGACACGUGCUGCCGCAGGCCGGCGGCGGCCUGAGCAACCCGCUCGCGCCGUCCGGGUCGUCGUCGUCGUCCGGCAACUCGGCGCCCGUGAGCGAGCUGCGGUUCAACCUGCCGACGACGGAGCUGUUCAAGCAGGAGGGCAAACGGGAGCAGCUCAGCGGACACUUUAGCAAGUUUCUCAACAUUGGCAACCGGCCCGGCGGCGGCGGCGGCGAGCACAGCGACGGCGACGACGAUGUACCUAGUCCGUUUGACCUGAGGCUCGGCAGGGAGAAGGCUGGCGGGGGUAAUCGUGGCAAAAGGGCGAAGUUGGGCAAGCUGAUUAUCUAUCCUGAAGGUCUGAAGAUGUUGGAUCUUGUCGUGGCCGCUAAUAUGGGUGUGUGGUGGGGAGCUUGGGAGAAGAGCUUCUAG
Messenger RNA from Colletotrichum truncatum, 1890 nucleotides. RefSeq names its product oxidoreductase-like protein. The record is from RefSeq and is a predicted model, not a curated record. NCBI's taxonomy places the organism in Eukaryota, Fungi, Ascomycota, Sordariomycetes, Glomerellales, Glomerellaceae.